UCCCACCGACGUGGGUGAUGUCAUCACUGUGCGACGGCGCGUUCAGCGAGGUUGGUUUGGAGCGGGCUUGACAGGAGGCACAUCAGGACAAUAUCUGAGUGCAGUUCCUCUUAAUCAUUUCUGAGAUGAGUUUCGUGGAGUAUGGGGAAUACAUUCAGGAAGGUGACAUUUCCAUUGUCUUCCUGGGUCAUGAAUCCAUGUUUCCUAUCAAAGUCCAGCAUGGUGCCCAAACACAGACCCGGUAUGGUGUGAUCCGUCACUCAACAGACCUGAUUGGAAAGAAGUAUGGCUCCAAAGUAACAUGCAGCAAAGGAGGCUGGGUAUACAUUCUUCACCCAACCCCGGAACUGUGGACUGUGAACUUGCCCCACCGUACCCAAAUCCUGUACUCGACAGACAUCUCUAUGAUCUUGAUGAUGCUGGAGCUAAAGCCUGGGUCGAUUGUCUGCGAGUCAGGUACUGGCAGUGGCUCUCUGUCUCACUCCAUUAUUAGAACCAUCGCCCCCACAGGACAUCUGUACACAGUGGAGUUUCACCAGCAGCGAGCUGAGAAAGCAACUGAAGAAUUCAUUGCCCACCGUGUAGCACACUUGGUUACAGUAAAGAAUCAGGAUGUGUGUAAAGAUGGGUUUGGAGUGGUUGGCGUUGCCGAUGCUGUGUUUCUGGACAUUCCUUCACCCUGGGAGGCCAUAGUACAUGCCAAGGCUGCCAUCAAGCAGGGAGGAGGACGCCUCUGUUCUUUUUCUCCGUGCAUUGAACAAGUGCAGAGAACCUGCCUCGCCCUGUCGGAGUGUGGCUUUGAGGAGAUCAGCACCAUGGAGGUGCUGCUGCGUGUUUAUGAUGUGCGUACUGUCAGCCUGCCUGUGCCUGACCUCGGGAGUGAGCCGCCGGGGAGCCAGCAGUCCACAGUGACAUAUAAGAGUGCUGUAACUCCCAAAGAAAUGGCCGGCCACACAGGCUAUCUGACAUUUGCCACCAAAAGUCUACUGUGAGCUCUGCAGGAAGCAGCCUACACGCACAUACACGCACAGGCACAAGCAGCCUCCAUAAAUAGUCAAAACUUGGGAACAUCAAGAAGACAGUUUACAGAGGAGCUGCCUGCUCUGGAGAUUAAUGAUAAACAUUGGGAAUGGCUGUUGGGAGGGGGAUGUGCCAGAGCCACUUGGCAUUAUGGGAUACAGUUUCAUUGAGUUUAUCGUUUAAUUUUAUUUUUUUUGCAGCUGUGUAUUUUUACAUAGUAUACAGUAUUUGGUUUGAUGAAUGAACAGACGUAUGUGGCUUGAGAAGAGAUUAAAUGAUUUUAUUUGA
Polypterus senegalus (gray bichir) is the source of this 1308-nucleotide messenger RNA. RefSeq names its product tRNA methyltransferase 61A (gene trmt61a). The transcript is spliced from 4 exons. Gene Ontology annotation, cellular component: tRNA (m1A) methyltransferase complex; nucleus. Bases 126 to 992 code for a protein of 288 amino acids. The record is from RefSeq and is a predicted model, not a curated record. Lineage: Eukaryota; Metazoa; Chordata; Cladistia; Polypteriformes; Polypteridae. Gene Ontology annotation, biological process: tRNA methylation.